GGGCGCUCUAACGCCAUUUUGCCGUUUUACACAGGAAAUACGUCACCUUCCUCUUCCGCCGCGGCUCCGGCGCCUGAAACACGAGUGUUCAUCUUUUCUCUCCUUACGGGAGGCGCAUUGAACAUACUGGAGCGAUUGGCAACACUUAGCUGACAAAAAUGAAACCCAUCCUGCUCCAGGGCCAUGAGAGGUCCAUCACUCAAAUCAAGUACAACAGAGAAGGAGACCUGCUCUUCUCUGUAGCUAAAGACACGGUAGCCAACGUUUGGUACUCUGUCAAUGGCGAGAGGCUUGGCACCUACAAUGGACACACAGGAGCGGUGUGGUGUGUCGACUGUGAUUGGGACACUAAAAACGUAUUGACGGGAUCAGCAGACAACAGCUGUCGGCUGUGGGACUGUGAGACCGGUAAACAGCUGGCCCUGCUCAACACCAACUCCGCCGUGAGAACGUGCGGCUUUGACUUCAGCGGCAACAUCAUCAUGUUCUCCACAGACAAGCAGAUGGGUUACCAGUGCUUCCUGAACUACUUCGACCUGAGGGAUCCACAGCAGAUCGAAGACAACCAGCCCUACCUGUCCAUACCUUGCGGUGACCACAAGAUCACCAGCGCUGUGUGGGGGCCCCUGGGAGAGUUUGUCAUUGCUGGCCAUGAGAACGGAGAGUUCAACCAGUUCAGCGCCAAGUCUGGAGAGAUCCUGAAGAAGGCCAAGGAGCACACCAAGCAGAUCAAUGACAUCCAGACAUCAGUGGAUCUCACUAUGUUCAUCAGUGCCUCCAAGGACAACACCGCCAAGCUCUUUGACUGCGCUACUAUGGAUCACAUCAAGACUUUCAAGACCGAGAGACCUGUCAACUCUGCAGCCAUCUCCCCCAUCAUGGAUCAUGUGGUGAUGGGAGGUGGACAGGAAGCCAUGGAGGUCACCACUACCUCCACCAGGAUCGGCAAGUUUGAGGCCAGGUUCUUCCAUGCCGCCUAUGAAGAGGAGUUUGGCAGGGUCAAAGGUCAUUUUGGCCCCAUCAACUGUGUGGCGUUCCAUCCUGAUGGCAAGAGUUACAGCAGUGGAGGAGAAGACGGAUACACAAGGAUUCAUCACUUUGACCCACAGUACUUUGACUUUGAACUGGAGGCGUAAACAGUCAGGCCCCUUUACCACGCAGCUUCAGCUCCCAGUCCAGGAGAAGGAAGAACCGGCUGUAGUGCAUUUACAGUCCACUAACCACCUCGACUUAUUCCCUUCAUCUGGACUGAUCUGUGAAUCGGUGUACUUCUCACAGAUUACUUCAAAUAAAAGUAAUUAGGUCAGAAGAGGUGACUCAGUGACCAGAGGGUUUCUCCUGUUUUUAACUCAUUUUUCUAACAUCACUUGGAAACUGUCUUGAUGGGAUCAGAAGCAUUUUUUUCUACCCUGGACUGCAAAGCUAUUGUGACUGGACUUGAAAACCCACACUCUGAUUCCCAAGUCUAUUUAAUCUGAUUCUACAAAUAAGUGGAAUUUGAGUUAUAUAUUUUCUGUUGUAAGCCAUUCCACCAUAAGUCACCAUAAAAUUAUCAAAUUCAA
Etheostoma spectabile (orangethroat darter) is the source of this 1562-nucleotide messenger RNA. RefSeq names its product eukaryotic translation initiation factor 3, subunit I (gene eif3i). Lineage: Eukaryota; Metazoa; Chordata; Actinopteri; Perciformes; Percidae. The record is from RefSeq and is a predicted model, not a curated record. Gene Ontology annotation, molecular function: RNA binding; translation initiation factor activity; protein binding. The transcript has 11 exons. Bases 159 to 1136 code for a protein of 325 amino acids. Gene Ontology annotation, biological process: cytoplasmic translational initiation. Gene Ontology annotation, cellular component: eukaryotic translation initiation factor 3 complex, eIF3m; cytoplasm.